AUGGCUGCGGCCCAAGUAAAGGUCGUUUUUACGACCAAACACACAGACAUCGAGCUCCCCGAAGAAAAAAGGCAACUAGUCGUUCCCUCAGACAUUAAACGCUAUGGCCUCUCCCAGAUCCUCAACCACUCGGACAUGCUCGCCACCUCCCACCCCAUUCCCUUCGACUUCCUCAUAAACGGAUCCUUCCUCAAAGGCACGCUCGCCGAGCACCUCGAGCGCUCGGGAAUCUCUCUCGAAGGCACCGUGACGCUCGACUACGUCCCUAGCCUCCUCCCGCCCUUUUACGAAAAUAGCUUCCUGCACGAGGACUGGGUGUCUGACGUCGACGUGCUCUCUUCCACAUCCCCGGCCGUCAAGGCGCUCCUGGCCAAGCAGGAUGGUGAAGGGGAGUUCGAUGUUGCGAGCGAGAGGUUAUUGAGCGCUAGUUAUGACAAGUUGCUGCGCGUGUGGGAUCGCUCGGGCCAGAUGCUCGCCGUUUCACCCGACGCCGCGAACGGAGGCCACAGGAGGCGCGUGAACACGGCCAAGUUCCUCUCGCCUACCAAGAUCGUCUCAGCCGGCAUCGAGGGCACGGUUCUGGUCUGGGAAUACGCCGAAACCGCCGGAAGGGGAACCCUCAAGCCCGUGCUAGAACUCUGCGCACAUGCCGACCAGAUUAGGGACAUUUCCGUUCACCACGCCAGCGGCAAGUUCCUCACCGCCUCGUCGGAUGGCCGCGUCGGUCUCUGGACGGCCUCGCGCAAGGCUGCUCCUGCCUACGAAGCGCCCGAACAGACCUCGCGCUCCACGAAGCGCGUCAAGAGUUCUGUCAAGCUGCAGCAGCGCGGACCGCUCGCCAUGGCGACGGUGUCGGACAAGCCUGUCACGGCGGCGAUAUUUCACCCUUCGGACGCGUCGGUGGCCUAUGCUUCCUCCAUGGACGGCUCCGUGCGCACCGUCGACCUUGCGACGCAGAAGAUCGUGUCUUCGCUCACAACGAUGCAUCCCCUCCGCUGCCUCGCCGCGCUGACGAACUCGCCGCUGCUAGCUGCAGGAACCACGGCCAGGCACAUCACGCUCAUCGACCCUAGGCAGUCGGCGGCCACGACGUCCGUCAUGACGUUGAGGGGACACCUCGGCUGGGUGGAGAGCGUGAGCGCGAGCCCGGAGAAUGAAUAUAGUCUCGUGUCGGGCUCGUGGGAUAGUACGUGUAAGAUUUGGGAUUUGAGGAGCGUGAGGGCGGGUACGAAGGAGGAAGGGGGCGGGAGGGUGUGUGACGAGGUGGUGUAUACGAUUCCGAGGGAGAGCAUGAAGGAUGCGAAGGUGAAACCUGAUGGGAAUGGGGGGAAGGUGUUGAGGGUAAGGUGGGAUGCUAGUUGGGGGAUUAUAUCAGGCGGUGAGGAUCGUCAGGUGCAGAUAAAUAAGGUUGGCUGA
Messenger RNA from Scedosporium apiospermum, 1416 nucleotides. RefSeq names its product Ribosome biogenesis protein ytm1. NCBI's taxonomy places the organism in Eukaryota, Fungi, Ascomycota, Sordariomycetes, Microascales, Microascaceae. Gene Ontology annotation, cellular component: preribosome, large subunit precursor. Gene Ontology annotation, molecular function: protein binding. The coding region runs from base 1 to 1416 and encodes 471 amino acids. The record is from RefSeq and is a predicted model, not a curated record. Gene Ontology annotation, biological process: ribosome biogenesis. The transcript has 2 exons.